Otolemur garnettii (small-eared galago) is the source of this 1824-nucleotide messenger RNA. It is a transcript of the gene SFXN2, whose product is annotated as sideroflexin 2. The transcript is spliced from 11 exons. Gene Ontology annotation, cellular component: mitochondrial inner membrane. NCBI's taxonomy places the organism in Eukaryota, Metazoa, Chordata, Mammalia, Primates, Galagidae. Gene Ontology annotation, molecular function: monoatomic ion transmembrane transporter activity. The coding region runs from base 87 to 1109 and encodes 340 amino acids. Gene Ontology annotation, biological process: monoatomic ion transport; serine import into mitochondrion. The record is from RefSeq and is a predicted model, not a curated record.
CUGGCUUCCAACGCUGGCUACGUCUGGUGGCAGUUGUCUUAGUUGUUCUUCCCAGGACCAGUCCACAGUUGUGUGUCAUAGCAGAGAUGGAGGCUGACCUGUCUAGCUUUAACAUUGAUGCCCCCCGUUGGGACCAGUGCACUUUCCUGGGUCGAGUGAAACACUUCUUCAACAUCACGGACCCCCGUACCGUGUUUGUAGCAGAACAGGAGCUGGACUGGGCCAAGGCAAUGGUUGAGAAGAGCAGGAUGGGAGUCGUGCCCCCAGGCACCCAAGUGGAACAGCUGCUAUAUGCCAAGAAGCUGUAUGACUCAGCCUUCCACCCUGACACGGGGGAGAAGAUGAAUGUCAUUGGGCGCAUGUCCUUCCAGGUCCCUGGUGGCAUGAUCAUCACAGGCUUCAUGCUCCAGUUCUACAGGACAAUGCCAGCAGUGAUCUUCUGGCAGUGGGUGAACCAGUCCUUCAAUGCCUUAGUCAACUACACCAACAGGAAUGCGGCCUCUCCCACAUCACUCAGGCAGAUGGCCCUUUCCUACGUCACGGCCACAACCACUGCUGUGGCCACGGCUGUGGGCAUGAACAUGUUGACAAAGAGAGCUCCACCCCUGGUGGGCCGCUGGGUGCCCUUUGCUGCUGUGGCUGCAGCUAACUGUGUCAACAUCCCAAUGAUGCGACAGCAGGAAAUCAUCCAGGGCAUCUGCGUGAAGGACAGAAAUCACAGUGAGAUUGGUCAUUCCCGGAGAGCUGCGGCCAUAGGCAUCACCCAAGUGGUUAUAUCUCGAAUCACCAUGGCAGCUCCUGGCAUGAUCUUACUGCCAGUAAUCAUGGAGAGGCUGGAGAAGCUGCACUUCAUGCAGAAAGUCAAGGCCCUGCAUGCCCCAUUGCAGGUCAUGCUGUCGGGGUGCUUUCUCAUCUUCAUGGUGCCAGUGGCAUGUGGGCUCUUCCCACAGAGAUGGUAUCAGCUGUUUGUUCCUAACUUUGUUUCAUUGAACACCCUGCCUCUGCUCUCCCUGACCUGCCUCCUCUCCAGAAGGAAAGAGGGAGGAGGCAGGAAGGGCAGCAUUUGUCCAAGGACAAGUGUCCAUCAAGCUAAACUCUGGGCCUCUUAACCCUGGGUGAAUGGCAAACCAAAACCAAGGGGUGGGAGAAGCCAGGAGCAGGAAAGAGGCUGCUUCCUCCUAGUAGAGCAAGAGCUGCCUCAGAGAGAAGGUGAGGUAACAAGUUGACUGGAUUAUUAGGAGGCUCUCCCCUGGCUGGAUCUGGUUUUUAAAACUGAAUUAAGGGGUCAGGUACUUCUGGCUCAUAUUUGCCAGAGGGUUGACUACUUGGACAUCUCCAUUUCCAAAGGGGAUGUUCAGGGAGAAGGGAUGGUGGAAAGGAGAAGGGACACAUGUUGGAGUUGGGGGGAUGGUGGGAUAUUGGCCCCAGGAGAUAGGUGUAGCUUGAGUUUAUAUUGAGAAGGUGCCAGUCUCCCCUUCCUUGGUAUUCUGGUUCCAUACUAGUUCAGUGGUCAUCUGCUAGACAUCUCCUGUGUCCCUGUGCUUACAAUAUUGUGGAGAAGACAGAAGUUGGAACCAAGAAUCUUAGCCCAAGGAGAAUGAAGUCAGGCCUGAGUAACAUAGACUACAGAGGCUAAAAAUGAUUCUGGCUGAAAAAAAUCAGGAAGAACUUCUUGGAGGUGGCAUUUAAGUUGGAUAGUGUCUGAGAGUAAUUUGCUGCUUGUCCCACAUGGCAUACUUUAACCCCCUUCUGUCUUUUCAGUGAAUUGUCAGUUUUCUACCUGGAACCAGAGCUCCAAGAUACUAUCAAGGCCAAGUAUGGAGA